Messenger RNA from Prunus avium (sweet cherry), 1495 nucleotides. RefSeq names its product uridine-ribohydrolase 2 (gene URH2). The record is from RefSeq and is a predicted model, not a curated record. Lineage: Eukaryota; Viridiplantae; Streptophyta; Magnoliopsida; Rosales; Rosaceae. Gene Ontology annotation, biological process: purine nucleoside catabolic process. Gene Ontology annotation, molecular function: purine nucleosidase activity. Gene Ontology annotation, cellular component: cytosol.
UGCUUAGAAUAAUAAUAACUUUUUCUCAGUCUCUCUCAUACUCAGUGUUUGUUUUUCUUUUUCCAACUCAUAGUUUCUUUUCUGGUACAAAUAAUCAAUCAAUCAAUCAAACAGUCCUCAUCUGCAUCUUCAGCGGGCCAGGCCAGAGGCAGAGGCAGUAGCAGCGAGCGAGCGUCCUCAAUAAGUAGUUAAGUCUUUUUUUCCUUUUGACUGUUUCACACUCGUCGACAAUGGCAGUGACUGAACCCAAGAAGAUCAUCAUUGACACCGACCCUGGCAUCGAUGAUGCCAUGGCCAUCUUUGUGGCAUUACAAUCCCCGGAGGUGGAAGUGAUUGGACUUACUACCAUAUAUGGAAACGUUUAUACGACUCUGGCCACAAGAAAUGCCUUGCAUUUGUUGGAGGUUGCAGGGAGAACUGAUAUUCCUGUGGCUGAAGGAUCUCAUGUCACAAUAACUAAAGGUACAAAACUUCGUAUUGCUGAUUUUGUUCAUGGUGCGGAUGGACUUGGCAACCAAAAUUUCCCCCCACCAAAAGGAAAGCCAAUUGAACAGUCAGCAGCAGCUUUUCUGGUUGAACAAGCAAACCUUUACCCUGGAAAAGUCACUGUGGUAGCAUUGGGCCCACUUACAAAUAUUGCACUGGCUACUCAACUAGAACCUGCAUUUGCAAAGAACAUUGGGCAGAUUGUUCUUCUUGGUGGUGCUUUUGCAGUCAAUGGGAAUGUGAAUCCAGCAGCAGAGGCCAACAUAUUUGGGGAUCCAGAUGCUGCAGAUAUGGUAUUUACAAGUGGAGCAGAUAUUUUGGGUGUGGGGAUAAAUGUUACCCAUCAAGUUGUAUUGACAGAUGCUGAUCGGGAAAAGUUGGCAAGGUCAAAUGGAAAAUUUGCUCAGUACUUGUGCAAAAUUUUAGAUGUGUACUUCUCCUACCAUCGUGAUGCCUAUAGCACAAAAGGAGUUUACCUUCAUGAUCCCACAGCACUUCUUGCAGCUGUUAAUCCUUCACUCAUCACUUACACAGAGGGUGUUGUUAGAGUACAGACAAACGGCAUCACAAGAGGACUCACAAUUUUGUACAACAAACAGAAAAGGUUUGGUGAAGUGACGGAAUGGUCUGAUAAACCCACGGUGAAGGUUGCAGUGACGGUUGAUGCUCCCGCAGUAGUCAACUUGGUUAUGGAACGCCUCAUUGACUCUUGAUGAAUUGAACUAGUGCUGAUGAAAUUAAUGCACUCUGAUGAUUGAACAAAUGUUGGCAUCCAUUUCAUUUUCUUUACAGGAAAACAACACAAACAUGGUUGAUCAUGUUCACGGCAUCUGGUUUUGGAUGCUGCCUGCUGCUGCUGCAUUGCAUAUAAUACAUUACCAUCUUCAUGUGUACAAUAAUAAUAACCAUUUACGAAGAAUAAAAGUGUUUGUUUGUAUUGUAGUCUCUUCUGGGGUGAGGGUGGCAAUAAUCAAUGAUGAUGUGGUAACAGUUUUGUUGUGGCAACUUG